UUUCUCUAUUUCUGGGGUGUAACCUUCAUGGUUGUCACUACCAUUGUUGCUCUGGUGAAACACGAAACUGGUGCAACUGUCCAAUUACCGUUCACACAGUGCUUGAGACGUAUCCGCCGACUGUUCCGGCGAUGCCAGUCCAACGGUUCCGUUUGUGACAAAUUCUAUUCCACACCGACUCGGGCGGUCAAAGAUUUUGUGGGCGAUGAACAACCGUCGGAAAUGACUUUGCUUGAAUCCGAGGACGAUAUUGCGGACGGGGCACAUCAGUUACGUGUAAUUCGGUCCGCCUCCUCUUCCUCAUCCACGAACCACGUGAACAUGGAUCAACAGAUCAACUGCAUCACGGACUUACCGCAUGUGACCGAGAUCACCCGGGAUUAUGCGUCAGCGGAUGAACCGGAACGCGAUUUGUCGUUGAUUGAAACCUAUCGUGUGAUGUUUGGGGUUCUGCAACUGAAACCCGUCCUACAGUAUAUCGGUCUGCUAUUUCUAGUCCGACUGAAUUCCGAUAGCACUACAUGA
This is a messenger RNA of Echinostoma caproni, 525 nucleotides long. Lineage: Eukaryota; Metazoa; Platyhelminthes; Trematoda; Plagiorchiida; Echinostomatidae. The record is from the annotation of a GenBank genome assembly.